This is a messenger RNA of Glarea lozoyensis ATCC 20868, 582 nucleotides long. RefSeq lists its product as uncharacterized. The transcript has 2 exons. Bases 1 to 582 code for a protein of 193 amino acids. The record is from RefSeq and is a predicted model, not a curated record. Lineage: Eukaryota; Fungi; Ascomycota; Leotiomycetes; Helotiales; Helotiaceae.
AUGUAUUUCACUAUUCAGGCUCUACUCACUCUCGCCCUCCUCAUUUUUUCGCUUUUUAAUCCGGUGUUUUCUUCUCCCACACAUCAAAUCGGGAGUCAAGCAUCCAUCUCCUCUAAAGAUGUAAUUUCUUACGAGGCACCAAGUAUGCGAGAUUCAGCGCAACAACUCACGGAUUACAUGAAAAAGAUGUCCAUUGAGAACGACCCAAACUUCUCCAAAAACUUCGCUGCAGUGGGCUUGACUAUGGCCAGAGGUCUCCAGUCAGAUUCUUCGCAAGUUUUUGCAAGGUUGAAGCCUCCCUCCCACGUUGCAGCUGACGCAAACGGAAAUGCUCAGAAGUUGACGUUGGUCACCGACGCACUUGGUGCUGUAGUAGCAAACCCUACAGACGUGGCGCUGGCGAGGAAGAACGCUAAGUUGGUUCUUUGUUUACUGAAUAAAACCAUUUAUCCGGCGCUUAAGGUUCUUAUUAUCGAAGCUCAGAAAGCUGCAGGUCUGGGAUUGGAUGCGGGUACUUUUCCAGAGGGUAACUCGCUCCAAAUUGGUCUUUGCGCCUUUGGAGGACUGGGUGCUAUAGUAUAA